GUGGGAACGGCCCCGACAGAAAAAAAAGUUGCUGGUAAAUCACCCGACAAGAAACUUGCGCGUGCCCACCUGGGAAAGCAAUCAAAACGUCUGGGCCCUAUAGAGAUGGCUUACAGUGGUCCCUGGUGAAAAUCUGCAGAUAAACCUCCCUUCCACCAUGGCAUCUUCCCUCGCCGCGCAGCUGUCGCAAAUUGCGGCCAAGUCGACCCACGAACUUGAUCUUAAAAAGCAACGGGUCUCCCAUUCACAGUCAUUAAUUUUUGACCGCAAGGUUGCCUCUACGCAAGACUUUGAUACUAUCUACGACAUAUGCUAUGAUGGAUUCAGGGAGCUCUGUUCCCUCGAUGCGCGAUUCGAGGAGUUUGGGCGCUCUAUCUUCAGCGAGCAGAGCAAGGCCGAAGAUCGAACACAAUUGAGUAGCUCCCAGAAUAAGGAGCUCGAUGCUGUGAUUGAAUCCUUCCUCGCUCUUGUUGGGGGACGAUUGCAGUUAAGCCCCGCAGUCAAGGCUGUGGACUGGUUGGUUAGACGAUUUAGGGUUCAUGAAUACAACACGGCUUGCAUCCUACUCACCUUCCUUCCUUAUCAUACAACUCCUCUCUUCCUCAACCUGCUCUCGAUCUUGCCUAAUGAUCUGACGCCCACAUUCAAAGUCCUCUACCCAUAUAAGACCGGUCUCAUCAAUCCACCCCGGCAUCCGAUUGUGCACAGCGCUACCACGAACAAAGCGUUUUUUGCUGCCCUGAAUGAAUACGUCCUCAACGCUUGUCAGAAUCAGGCUCAAAGCCAUGCUUUGCUCUCCUUCUGGGCCGGUAUCAUUACGGAGGCUGUUGCAGGCAUGUUGGAUAGCGCUCGAUCUGGUCGCAGAGAAGCCGAGAAGCAAAAACAUGAGGAUAUCCUUAUCCGGGUUCUGCCGCUUCUAAGCCGGGCUUUCGCAUUGAAGAAGGUUUCUGAGCUGAUCAUGGCUUGAUGGAGAGUGUGGUCACCUCGUGGACAGAAGAGACCCUCAAUUCCGGUCUCAUCUGCUUAUCAGUCUUGGCACAGCAGAAAUCAUCCGCCAAUCUUUCCAGGAAGGUCUUCAAGGCCAUCGUACGACUUGAGCGCCCCAUACAGCAAUUGUCCGAGGUCAAAGCUCAGUGCCAGACUUCCAAGCUUUUGCUUGGCCUUGUUGCAGGCUGUGUUAGUAAUCUUGACAAGCAAAAAGACAAUGUUCGCCUCGCACUUCUCUCGUCGAUCUUCGAGGCUACCGUGUUGCAAGGUGAUGAUAUCCAAGCCGCUAUGAGCCUCGUCCUGAAGGCGGCAAGCGACUCUGAGGAGGCCCGUGGCAUGUCUCUGGAUGUUCAAACUCAACUAGCUGAACUCGUUCAAGGCUUCAGUCGGUCUAGCUCCCUGCAGCCAAUUUUCCAGAAAACUUUGGCCGAGGCAUAUCUGAAUAUUCCUGCACUUGAGCACAAUCUGCAAACUGUGGUCGAGGCACCCGUACCACCCCCAGCUAUUGAAGAUGUGGAUAUGGAAGAUGUUGACGAUGAGAAUCUGGACAACUUCUCACCUGCCCUCGAGGCUCUGAUCAACGAGCCUCUGUUCCCAAAAUCGUUCCUCAGCAAGCAGCACAUCCCGGAGUUCGAGAACCUUGUACAAGUCUUCGCUCUGGCUGGAGAUUCGCAGGCUAGAAUCGAGCAGUUUACCAACCUCUCGAUCCUGGGCAAGAACAGCGCUUCGAAGGGUCCCCAGUUCAUCUCGUUCUUCCUUCGUGUCAUUUCCGGUCCCUUCCCCAUCGGUAUUAAGGUUGCUGCAUUGAACAUUCUCUCCUCUGUUCUUGCAUCGACAUCGGGUGAAUUCGAUGCUCAGGCGCUGCUGCCUUUCUUGAUCGUUGGCCUUGCAGAUUCAUCAGAACGCAUUCGUCGUGAAGCUGCUGGAGUUCUGGCCAUCCUUGGUUCUUUGUAUAAGAAUAACAAGAAGCUAGAUGCGUUCAAGCCCUGGGCUUCCGAUGUUAUCUAUGGCAAAGGCAAGGGAUCUACCGGUAUCCAGUGGCUACCUUCGUCCGAUGUAAACAAGGUGCUGGAACACGCCAUCCUCCCCGCUCUCGAGGAGUAUAUCCUUGAUCCCAACCAUAUUGGUAAGGUUAUCGACGCCACGCUCCGAGGAACCGUUCUCUCAGAGGGUUCGGGUGCCCAAGAGUUGAAGAAGUCUCUCCGGACAAGUCUCUUUACCUUCCUUUGCUCGCAUGUUAUCGAGAUGCCGGUCUUCUCGCCCAAGUUCACUUUGCUGCGCAUUCUCAAUAGUGUCAAGAAGGUCCCGGGUACUAGCCGCACAAAGGAGCUUCUUCCCUUGCUUGAGUAUUGGCGCGACCUCAGCCAGUCAGAGGUUGAUGAUCUUUGUGCUAAGGAGCGCCUGUCCGCCGCCGAGAGUGAAGGCCAAGUUGUCGCUAUCGUUGCUUCGAAGGACGAGGGCGCGUUUGAAACUCUCUUGUCUAAUAUCACCCCUCGUGCAAAGUCCCUUAGAACUUCGUUCGUGGUGGCCGUGUUCGAUCGAAUCAAGGACAUCUGGCCUAAGGCUUCGGAAGCGGAUCAAUUGAUCGCUGCUCAAAAGCUGCUGGACAUUUCUCUUGGCUUGUCUACCGGUGAAACCUCAACGGCAGACUAUUGUCGAGAUGUUCUGCGCAGUGUUGACCUUUCUGGGGCUAUCCUCGCAAACUUCGUGAAGAAGAUUCCUACCUCGCUCACUGACAUUGAAUCUUUGGGACCCGCCCCCAAGCGCCGACGGACAAGCCAGAAUAACAUGGUUGCUAUGACUGUUAAGGAUGAGGCGGAGUUGAGCAAACUCAUGGACAAGAUGACCUUCAUCCUUGAAGUUAUCGACAGCUCGAAUCCCGGCUCUCACCCCGAGCUGGCAGAUGGUCUCUUCCAGACCCUUGCCGCUCUCCAUCACUUCAAAUCCCAGAUCCAGUCCGGCAUGAGCUAUCUCCUGAGUUUGACUUUGGGAAGUCUUUUGGCUAUUGUUAACACGUCCAAAGGAUCUUCCAAGCCCUUGUUUGAUACCUCGGUUAUUCGUGCCGACCUGGUCGUGGAUUGUGUGCGGACCACCGACAGUCCUCAAGUCCAGAAUGCUGCUCUUUUGCUCGUGGCUGGUCUAUCUGUCAUCGCCCCGGAGCUUGUUCUCCAUAGUGUGAUGCCCAUAUUCACCUUCAUGGGUUCCAGCGUUCUUCGAAAGGACGAUGAUUACUCAGUUGCUGUCAUCGACCAGACUAUCGACCAGGUUGUUCCUGCCCUCAUCCAGUCCCUUCGUAACCAGAAGCGCGAUAUCGUAUCAGGAACCUCUGAGCUUCUGCUCAGCUUUACUGCUGCCUUUGAGCAUAUUCCAUCCCACCGCCGUCUCCGUCUCUUCCAUGCUUUGAUCACCAAGCUUGGCACACAGGACUUCUUGUUCGCUGUCCUCGCCAUGCUGGCCAACCGAUAUGCCACAGACAAGGACGUCCUUACCUUGAUGACUGGCGUUGCCUCAGAUACUACUCCAGUUGUGGAGUUGACAACUUACAGCAAGUAUCUGAACCUUGUCAUCGACGCGUUAAGGCCUAAGCCAGGAAUCUCCAAGGUCCUCCUUGGCAUUGGCAGCGACGAUGGACGCGACCCCCAGAAGGUUGCCGUCGAUCUGCUACGUGAUCUUGCUCACUUGCUCAAGCAUUCGUCCCUGAAGGCCAAGUUGGAAGCUGCAUUCGAGACCGAGAAUGAGGUUGCCGAUCAAGUCCGCGCUUGCUUCUCUCGAGUACUGGAGCAGGUCCUGGGCAUUGGCGAGUCUGUGCAGAGCAUGAAGCCUGUUAGCCAGGCUUGUGGCGAGGUUUUGGGCUCCCUUUUCGGAACCCUGUCUCUCGUUGACUUCCUGGAUACCAUUGAGGUGCUUCUCGAAGGACCCAACGAUGAUCUCCGACGCAAGGUGCUUCGGUUGCUGGAGAAUCGACUCCGCCAAACUCCUGAACGGGAUAGCGAGUCCCAGAUCCGCGUGCUCGACUUCCUGCCCACCUUGGUCACUAUCGUCAAAUCCUCUCCAGAUUCGCUGCUCAAGCAUGCCGCUGUUGCAUGCAUUGAUCGUAUCACGGAGAAGUAUGGUCGCAAGGACCCGUCAAAGGUCAUCCCUGCAGCCCAGGUUGUUGCCAGUGCAUCCUGCCUUGGCCAGGUUGAUGAACGCAUCCGAAUCAUGGGUGUCCUUUGCCUUGCCUCCAUGGCUGAGGUUCUGGGCCAAGCUAUGAUCCCUGCUCUCCCGGACGCGAUGAGCCGCUCUCUGGAGCUACUGGAGCUGAGCUUGACCCCCGACCAGGAAAACUCGCGCCUCCACGAUGCUGUCUUCUCGCUUUUCUCGGCUCUGCUUGUCAAUUUGCCAUUCAUGAUCUCAGCCGGUCACUUGGAUAAGAUUCUGCGUCUUGCAUUCAAGUCUACCGAGGCGGAUCUUCCGGAUAGCUCUGACGACAACCGUCUAGAGACUCUUCGUCUAAUGGCCUCCCGCAAGCUGGAUUUCGCCGCUACCCUUGGCGCAAUUGACCGUAACUGGCACUAUGCUGUUGAGACUGGUCCCACCGCCGUCAACGAGAUCCUGGAAGUUCUCGCACUUGCCGUUGAGAAGAACCCCAAGUCAGCAGUUGUGAAGAAUGUCAACGUUCUGUCGAAGAUCCUCUUCAACGCUUUCGACCUGCGCCGGGAGCAGGUCAGUCUCGGUGACGCAACCGACUUCGACUCCUCCGACCUUGACGAGGCUGAGAGUGCUCUGAACAAUGUCACCAUCAAGAUGAUCUACAAGCUUAAUGACAGCACCUUCCGCCCGCUCUUCAUCAAGUUCGUCGAAUGGGCAACCACCGGUUUAUCCAAGAAGGACGAGCAGGGCCAGGCCUCUCGACUCACGACUUUCUACACCUUCCUCCAGGUGUUCUUCGGCACACUCCAGUCAAUUGUCACUGGAUAUUCCAACUAUAUCCUGGAGAAUGUCGUUGAGAUUCUGGGCACGGUUGGCCCCGCCAAGACUACCAAGGCUCUUUGGCUAGCAGCUCUGCGCACACUUCGCAACUCGUUCGAACAUGAUCAAGAUGAAUUCUGGCAAUCUCCCUCGCACCUGGCCAGUAUCUCCGGACCUCUUAUUUCACAGCUUGCCCACGCAACCACUUCCAAGACUGCUGCGCUCGUUGCUGAAGAAGUCGUCCCCGCCAUUACCGAGCUGGCUGUCGCUGCCGAUUCCACCGAUAACUACAAGGAGCUCAACAUGGCCCUGAUGAGGUAUCUCCGUCCAUCGACGGCUCCCAACGCCAAGUCUGCGGGUGGUGACAACCCCUUCACUCGUCUUGCUGCCCUCAAGGCCGAGCAGGCCCUUACUGAGCAGCUCGGUGAGGAAUGGCUCGCUCUGCUUCCUGAGAUGUUGCCAUACAUCAGCGAGCUGAUGGAGGAUGAGGAUGAGACCGUCGAGAGGGAAGUCCGCAAAUGGGUGAAGCAGAUUGAAGGUGUGCUCGGGGAGCGACUUGAUGAUAUGUUGACCUAAGGUCGUUUUUUGUGUGAGACACUUGUACAAAGAUCCGCAUUUGUUUGGCGUUUUAACGUAGACCACCCUGGAAGGCUUUUUGUCUGCAUAAAAGAAUCUUAUUCAUUUACAGUUCAUCUAAGCUGCAUUGACGCUUCGUAGCUCAUCUCCUUCCUUCGUUGCUCAGUUCUCUGGGACUGGAUGGUCCUCAGCAGCAACUCCAGCAUUCCACCGAUAUUUGGAAGCCGGAUGGUCAGCCCUCGGGCCUGCUUGGCCAGGCGUUGAAUAUAAGUUCUCACGAUAAGUUCCCUUCGGCACCGCGUAAUCGUCCCAGAAGAGUCCUCGCCGGCGCAGUUCCGGGAUCAGCAGUUCAAUGAUAUCCUUGAAAGACCCGG
This is a messenger RNA of Penicillium brasilianum, 5888 nucleotides long. The record is from the annotation of a GenBank genome assembly. NCBI's taxonomy places the organism in Eukaryota, Fungi, Ascomycota, Eurotiomycetes, Eurotiales, Aspergillaceae.